Molecule: messenger RNA, 1131 nt
Organism: Penicillium robsamsonii
Lineage: Eukaryota; Fungi; Ascomycota; Eurotiomycetes; Eurotiales; Aspergillaceae
Product: TauD/TfdA dioxygenase family protein
Exons: 2
Coding region: 1-1131 (376 amino acids)
Molecular function (GO): oxidoreductase activity
Source: RefSeq, a predicted model, not a curated record
AUGGCAACCAUGACUCUUUCUUGCAGCCCUGUCACCAAGCGCGAUGAUUCUCGGGUAGACUUUGGUGCUGAACUGACUGGCUUUGACGUUGAAACGAUGACAGACGAUGACUUUGACUUUAUCCGUCGUACCUUGUAUGAGAAUCAAGUUGUCGUGAUCAAAAACCAAGGCAAACUCUCCCCACGUGCCCAGUACGAGCUCACUCGACGCUUCGAUCCUUCCGCCGGUGUCUACAGUCAUGGGAAAUCGAUCGAUAAGCGCAGCGUGCUCCACGCCGACCUGACAACCAUCCCUCACCAGCCACAAGUUCAAGUCAUCGGCAGCGGGUUCGUCGAAGAGUACGAGGGACUGUCGAACAUCCGUCUGAAACACCCACAUCACAAUACGUUUCACAAGAACCCCAUAUCACCCGAAGAAGAUCACGACUAUACGCACUUCUACCGUUGGCACAUUGACUCGGCCAUGUACAAUCUUGAUCCACCUCUGGUUACCACGCUGUUAGCCGUCAAAGUCCCCAAGGGCCGGCGCCAGACGUGUCGCUACGACGACGGCACAGAAACUACUCUCGACGUGCCUCUUGGAACGACUGCGUUUUUCAGUGGAUAUCGCCUUUACGAUAUGUUGUCCGAGGAAGAUAAGCAUUUCGUCCGUACCAGCAACGCUGAAUACGCGCCUCAUCCAUACAUCUGGAUGAGCAAGGCCAAGUCACGCUCAAAUGGCUUGGGGAUUAUAUCAGAGGGGUUGGAGCUUGCUGAAGACCAGUUGCCUCCGUUCGAUACUUCAAAGAUCAGGGUAUAUCCUAUGACUUGGAAGAACCCCGUUACUGGUAAGCUUGCAAUGAUGGUUUACCCAACAUGUGUGCGGAAAAUUCAUGUUGAGAAUGGGGAGGUGCUUGAUGAUCUUGCGGAGAUCCGAGAACGACUAUACAAGAUGCAGAGACGGGCUAUCGAUCCUUGCUAUUUGUAUACUCAUGACUGGGAGGAGGGGGAUCUAGUGCUUUUCAACAACCAUGGUGUGAUGCAUUCAAUUGUUGGUUCGUUUGCGGAGGAUGAAGUGCGGGUGUUCAGACAAUGCAAUAUGGCUGCUAGUCGACCUCCUUUGGCGCCAGAUGAUAGCGUGCGUAAUGUUUAG